Fusarium mangiferae is the source of this 237-nucleotide messenger RNA. RefSeq lists its product as uncharacterized. The record is from RefSeq and is a predicted model, not a curated record. The transcript has a single exon. The coding region runs from base 1 to 237 and encodes 78 amino acids. NCBI's taxonomy places the organism in Eukaryota, Fungi, Ascomycota, Sordariomycetes, Hypocreales, Nectriaceae.
AUGUCUAAUUUUCGACCGCACCCCUUGCCCUUCACCAGUAAAGACCCCAGGAUGAACGACGCGACAGGAGAGGGGGAGGCUGCGAUUAGUGAUCCGUGUCUUUUCCCCUGUUAUGUCGCCUCAGAACCAGCGUAUGCCCUUGCAAGGAAGAUCAAAGAGAAGAAGCAUAAAAGAGAUGAAGCUAAAGCAACUAAGAAGAAAUUGGAUGAGGAAGAAAGCACCAAGGCGCAGGAAUAG